Penicillium cinerascens is the source of this 4575-nucleotide messenger RNA. RefSeq lists its product as uncharacterized. Gene Ontology annotation, cellular component: kinesin complex. The coding region runs from base 1 to 4575 and encodes 1524 amino acids. Gene Ontology annotation, molecular function: protein binding; ADP binding; catalytic activity. Gene Ontology annotation, biological process: nucleoside metabolic process. The transcript is spliced from 4 exons. The record is from RefSeq and is a predicted model, not a curated record. NCBI's taxonomy places the organism in Eukaryota, Fungi, Ascomycota, Eurotiomycetes, Eurotiales, Aspergillaceae.
AUGGAUGCCAGUAUCCGAUCUCACGACGAUUAUACGGUCGGAUGGAUAUGCGCCUUGCCCGUGGAGACAGCGGCUGCGAAGCUAACGUUGGACAAAAUACACCCGCCUUUGCCUCGCCUGCCGAUGGACCAAAAUACAUAUAUUCUUGGAAGUAUCGGGGAACACAACAUCGUUAUUGCUAGCCUACCGACUGGCGCAUAUGGCAAUACAUCAACUGCAACGGUUGGAAUGCAGUUGCUGUCUAGUUUUCAUGCCAUCCGCUUCGGUUUUAUGGUUGGUAUCGGCGGUGGAGUACCAAGCAGCUAUGCAGACAUUCGACUAGGGGAUGUUGUAGUGAGCCAGCCGACUGACACUUCUGGAGGCGUGAUCCAGUACGAUUUAGGGAAAGCGCUAAGCGGCGGCCAGUUUAAGCGAACCGGGAUGCUUAAUCGGCCUCCUAAGGUUCUGUUAACCGCUCUCGCAACUCUCCAGGCACAUCACCUCACAAAAGAUAGCCGGAUCGUCGGCUUUGUUUCCAACCUGCAAGCCAAACUAGCGCCCCACAAAGCCACUAAAUUUACGCGACCGACGCAAGAGGACUCCCUAUUUCAGGCAGAAUAUGAUCAUAUCGCAUCCGAUACGUGUAUAAAUUGCGAUCGGUCUAAAUUAUUUCCACGACCUCCACGCGAGCACCAAGAUCCAGUAAUUCACUAUGGACUCAUCGGAUCUGCAAAUCAAGUUGUGAAGGAUGGCAGGUGGCGAGAUCAGCUGGCUCGGGACUUCGGUAUAUAUUGUGUGGAGAUGGAAGCGGCGGGACUUAUGAAUGACUUUCCGUGUCUGGUCAUUCGGGGCAUCUGCGACUACGCCGACUCACACAAGAAUAAGGAAUGGCAAGGGUAUGCGGCAGCGGUAGCGGUGGCGUAUGCGAAAGAGCUUCUCUUGGCCGUCCCAGUCGAUCAAGUUCACAGUGCCCCAAUAGCAUAUGACAUUCUAGCAGACUCUGAUGUGGGGCAAGAGAUAGGAUCUGUUGGAAGGUUGACCGCCAGGGAGGAGCAUUCGAUCUUGAUCAACAGCAGUGGAGGGGCGCAGACCAACAAUGUGAAUAGCGGCAGUGGUCAGCAACUCAACAACAACGCUCAUAUCGGAACUCAGUAUAUACAGUCCGUGACCUUGAAGCAGAAGCAAGAUUUUAACUUUCGUGGGCCCGUUGGCAUCUUACGCGGCCAAGCGCCUUACAUCGCGUCUGAACUCUUUAUCGGUCGCACCUACGAGCUUAAUGAGAUCGCAAGACUUCUACACCCUGAUCACAAGUCUCAAAAGCAAAGGCGUCUAGUCCUCGGUGGUAUAGGUGGUAUUGGCAAGACUCAGCUUGCGAUCGCCUACGCAGAGUCCGGUCUUGGUUCUUAUAGCUCGGUAUUCUGGCUUAACGCAGUAUCCGAGGCCACGUUGAAAGACAGUUUCCGAUCGAUAGCCAGCCUUAUCUUCGAUGUUGAGGAACCUGGAAUGUUAGAGGACAAAGAGAUCGUCAGACGUGUACAUCAGUGGCUAUGUAACCCUAAAAAUACUGUAUGGUUAUUGAUUCUUGAUAACUACGACGACCCCACCCAGUUUCGGAUUGACUACUACUACCCUCCCGCUUCUCAUGGGGCUAUUGUGGUCACCUCUCGACGACCAGAUCACGUUGCCGGGACCUCUCUUCACAUAAAGCCUUUUCAGAAUGUUGAAGAUAGCCUCGCAAUCCUACAAACCCGAUCAACACGAGAGAAUGUUCAAUCAGAUCCCCAUGCAACGCGCCUUGCAGAGCGACUUGCGGGUCUACCUCUUGCUCUAGCCACCGCCGGGACAUAUCUUCGGCGUAGUACCUUGACCUUCGAACGCUACCUUCAAGAGUAUGAGAAACGUUGGAACAUUAGCCCUCAUAGACCCCUACAGCUCCAGGAGUAUCAGGACCGUACACUCUACACAACUUGGGAUCUGUCAUACUCUCGCCUAGAAAAGGGAGAUCCUGACGCGGCGAAAUUACUGAGAUUACUCGCCUACUUUGAUAACCAGAUACUGUGGCAUGGGCUUUUUCAUGCUGGACUCACGGAUAGUUCUCCUGAGUGGCUUCGUGAAGUAAUCACAGAUGACGUGAAUUUUAAUGAAGUGAUGGGAGCCCUGGCCGAAUACUUUUUUCUGGACAGGCACCAGACGUCAGGCUCAUGGAGCAUGCAUAAUUGUGUGCACGACUGGACUUUAGCAGUACUCAACAUGGACAUACACGCAAACCAUUAUUGGUAUGCAUUUGACUGCAUUUCUGCGUCUAUAAAAUAUAACAAGGCAGAUCACUUUGCCAAUCAGUCUUACGCUGCCCUGGCUGCCCAUGCCAUGAGACUAACACGAGAGCGCUUGUGCACGAACGACGUCAUAUAUAAUAUUGCGCCUCAUCGACUCGACCAAGCUUCACUAAUUGCAAAUUUACUUCGAGAUCAAGUACUACUACUUGCUGCUGAUAAGAUGUACCAGUGGGCGCUAGUUGGGAAGGAGAGAGCACUCGGAGCGGAUCACGAAUCGACCCUUGAGACUGUUAACAAUCUCGGGAUUCUAUAUCGGAACCAAGGCAGGCUGGAACAGGCGGAGCAGAUGUACCAGCGGGCGCUAGCCGGGCGCGAGAAAGCUCUUGGAGCGGACCACACGUCAACCCUUCGCACAGUUAAAAAUAUUGGGAUUCUAUAUCGUCUCCAAGGUAGGCUAGAUCAGGCAGAGCAGAAACUCUACCAGGCACUAGCUGGAUGCGAGAAAGCACUCGGAGCAGAUCAUGUCUUAACUCUUGACACAGUCAACAAUCUCGGGAUUGUAUAUUGUGUCCAAGGCAAGCUGGACCAGGCGGAGCAUAUGUACCAGCGGGCGCUAGCUGGGCGCGAAAAAGCGUUUGGAGCAGACCACACGUCAACCCUAAAUACUGUCAACAAUCUUGGGAUUCUAUAUCGUGUUCAAGGCAAGCUAGACCAGGCUGAGCAGAUGCUCCAGCGGGCGCUGGCCGGAAAGGAGAAAGCGCUUGGAGCGGACCACUCGUCGACUCUUGAGACUGUCAAUAAUCUCGGGAUUUUAUAUCACGUCCAAGGAAAUCUAGAACAGGCGGAGCAUAUGCUGCAGCGGGCGCUAGCUGGGCGAGUAAAAGCGCUCGGAGCGGAUCAUAUUUCGACCCUUCGCACUGUUAACAACCUCGGGAUUCUAUGUUAUGCCCAAGGCAGAUUAAAUCAGGCGGAGCAGCUAUACCGGCAGGCACUAGCUGGGCGCGAGAAAGCGCUUGGAGCGGAUCACACCUCAACCCUUAAUACUGUCAAUAAUCUCGGGAUCCUAUAUCGUGUUCAAGGCAAGCUAGAGCAGGCGGAGCAGAUGCUCCAGCGGGCGCUAGACGGGCGCUUUCUCGCGCUCAGAGUAGACCACACGUCGACCCUUGACACUAUCAAGCAGAUUUAUCAGCGGGUGCUAGCUGGGUUCGAGAGAGUGCUCGGAGCGGACCAUAUGUCGACCCUCCGCAUUGUCAACAAUCUCGGGGCUCUAUAUCGAGCCCAAGGAAAGCUUGACCAGGCAGAGCAGAUGUACGAACAAGCGCUAGCUGGGUUCGAGAAAGUGCUUGGAGCGGAACAUAUGUCGACGCUCAGCAUUGUCAACAAUCUCGGGGCUCUAUAUCGAGCCCAAGGAAAGCUUGACCAGGCAGAGCAGAUGUACGAACAAGCGCUAGCUGGGUUCGAGAAAGUGCUUGGAGCGGAACAUAUGUCGACGCUCAGCAUUGUCAACAAUCUCGGGAAUCUAUAUCGGGACCAAGGAAAGAUGGACCAGGCAGCGCGGAUGUACGAACAGGCGCUAGUUGGGUUCGAGAAAGUGCUCGGAGCGGAUCACACGUCGACCCUCGACACUAUCAAUAAUCUCGGGGUACUAUAUCAAGACCAAGGGAAGCUAACCCAGGCAGAGCCGAUGCACCAGCGGGCGCUAGCUGGGUUCGAGAAAGUGCUCGGAGCGGACCAUAUGUCGACCCUCCGCAUUGUCAACAAUCUAGGGCAUCUACAUCGGGACCAAGGAAAGCUGGACCAGGCAGCGCGGAUGUACGAGCAGGCGCUAGCUGGGUUCGAGAAAUUACUCGGAGCGGACCAUAUGUCGACGCUCAGCAUUGUCAACAAUCUGGGUGUUCUAUAUCGAGCCCAAGGAAAACUGGACCAGGCAGAGCCGAUGCACCAGCGGGCGCUAGUUGGGUUCGAGAAAGUGCUCGGAGCGGACCAUAUGUCGACCUUCCGCAUUGUCAAUAAUCUCGGGAAUCUAUAUCGGGACCAAGGAAAGAUGGACCAGGCAGCGCAGAUGUACGAGCAGGCGCUAGUUGGGUUCGAGAAAGUGCUCGGAGCGGACCACACGUUGACGCUCAGCAUUGUCAACAAUCUCGGUGUUCUAUAUCGAGCCCAAGGAGAGCUGGACCAGGCAGAACAGAUGUACAAGCGGGCACUAGCUGGGUUCGAGAAAGCGCUCGGAGCGGACCAUAUGUUGACCCUCCGCACUGCCGGAAAUCUCAGGAAUCUAUAUCGGGACCAAGGAAAGAUGAACCAGGCAGCGCAGAUGUAG